AUGGGAAAUAGUUUACAGUGGAGCGCUCGACAAAUACACUUAUCAGCUAAGGAGAAAAGUCAGAGUUCACUAACUUUGUGCAUGGAAGAAGAUGACAGUGGCGAUAUGGACAAUUCAGAUCUGGAACUAGAACAUUUAACUACUUCCGAUGAUGACUUUAUUGGUGAGAAAAUAAUAAAAGGUUGCAAAAGAAGACAUUCUGGACCAAGGAUAAUAUUUCGAGAGACAUCGGUGCAUUUUGAUGAUGAAAGUGGACAACAAGUUACGAAUAUUCGGGGUUGGGCUGUUGUACGCGAUACUAUGCAUCUUGUCAAGGCAGGCAUUGAGGCGGUUAUUCAGGAUGAUGUAACUAGUCGGUUUGAAGCUGAACAGCUCGUCUCGUGGAACAUGCUUACACGAACUAGUUUAUCUUUCAAUCAGUUUAUCAAUUGGAAAUUGUCGGUUAUUUGGGCGCUAGGUUUUUUGUUUCGAUAUACAGUGUUACUUCCGAUGCGUUUGGUUCUGUUACUCACUGGUGUUAGCUUCAUGGUUGUUAGUACAGCUGUGAUUGGGUUAUUGCCAGAGGGAUCCCAAAAACGAUGGUUCAAUGAGCGUUGUAUGUUAUGUGGCCAUCAGAUAUUAUCCAGUUGUGUGUCUGCCGUCAUCACGUUCAAUAAUCGUGAAAAUCGGGCUCGAAAUGGGGGAAUCUGUGUUGCAAACCAUACAUCACCGAUAGAUGUAAUGAUACUUAGUACGGACUGUGCAUAUGAUUUAGUUGGACAACGUCAUAGUGGUUGUCUUGGAAUUUUGCAGCGCGCCCUUAGUAGAGCAAGUUCUCACAUAUGGUUUGAACGUGGUGAAGCUCGAGAUCGUUCGUUUGUUGCAGAAAAAUUGAGAGAACAUGUCGACAAUAAGAAUUUACUUCCAAUUUUGAUUUUUCCUGAAGGCACUUGCAUCAAUAAUACGUCAGUGAUGAUGUUCAAGAAAGGAUCAUUUGAGGUUGGGACAACAAUCUAUCCAAUUGCAAUGAAAUACGAUUCUCGUUUUGGUGAUCCAUUUUGGAAUAGCAGUCAACAUGGAUGGUUUGAAAAUUGCUUUCGUAUGUUUACGUCGUGGGCUAUUAUAUGUGAUGUUUGGUAUCUAGAACCUAUGAAGAAAUUUCCCAAUGAAAAUGCUAUUGAUUUCGCUAAUCGCGUGAAAAAGGAAAUAGCUAUGCGUGGUGGCCUUGUUGAUCUUCAGUGGGAUGGCGAGCUAAAACGAAGUCGUGUGCCAACCAAAUUAAUUUUGCAUCAGCAAAAAAAAUACUUCCGCCGUCUCGCGCGAUAUUUUUCAGAUGAUAUGAAGAAGUGUAUCUCCAUUCCGAAAAUGAGAACAGUUGGAUCAGAUGUUUCUACAACUGAUGAUCGAGCGAACGAAAAAUCCGAAUCUGAUGUUGAUACUGGGUUUACCGACGAUUUGAAAUUCAGAGACAUUUCGCCGAGUAGUGGUGACUUGUCAAAAAUGAGAGUAGAACUGAAAGGUUCAGAAUUCGAUCACAACAGUGAAUCGAAUUUUCGUUGCAAUAUGCCAAUCAGUCAAUCGCAAGUUAUGGAUACUUCAUCUCCUCUCAAAGCCUUGUAA
This is a messenger RNA of Brugia pahangi, 1599 nucleotides long. Lineage: Eukaryota; Metazoa; Nematoda; Chromadorea; Rhabditida; Onchocercidae. The record is from the annotation of a GenBank genome assembly.